This is a messenger RNA of Aspergillus luchuensis, 1998 nucleotides long. RefSeq lists its product as uncharacterized. Bases 1 to 1998 code for a protein of 665 amino acids. Lineage: Eukaryota; Fungi; Ascomycota; Eurotiomycetes; Eurotiales; Aspergillaceae. The record is from RefSeq and is a predicted model, not a curated record. The transcript is spliced from 2 exons. Gene Ontology annotation, molecular function: ATP binding; metal ion binding.
AUGGCCUACACUUGCACUCUAGCUGUCACUACACUGUGUAGUACGGAUCAUUUUAGAUGUGAAUGGAGCAAGGCCGACCCUGUCAAGGGCUUUUAUGGCCAGAGACACGAGUCUCUCAACGUCGUGCUUUAUCCUAAGAACACCUUUACCCAGACCGAAGGCAUCAACGGUGUUGCGUCAGCAGUGUGCUAUGACGAUGAACGGAAUGAUGGCAAGGAGCUCAACACUCCACAGAUCCUGGCACCAGAAAUUACCAGCUUCAUCAUCGAGGUUAUCAAGAAAUGCAAGAAAGGCGUUGAUGAUAAGUUCCCGGUCAUCAUGAACUUUAUUUUAUCUCGGGAAGACGGCUAUCUCGCGCGGUCUGAUUUCUUACAGCAACGCCUAAAAGGGGUGAAGCGUGUUUCCUGGGUAGUAGGAUUCUUGCGUCCACUACAGAAAGUCACAACCCCACGAGUCCAGUUAAAUGGAACGGCGCAUGAUCUGAACAUGCUCCUAUCGAUGUCCGUAGGUGCCAUCCUACUUGACACUAGCUCUAGCUCUAGUCUUCACGACACGCUGGAUAGUAUCGAAGAGGCAUUAUGCAACCGGAUCUCAUACCCAUGGGUAGUCCCCACACUGAUUCACCGGAAACGCCUUGCGUGGGUGGAAGGUCGCAAAGACGCGGAUGCCAGUCGACGCAUGUACGAGGCGGCAGCAGCCUUAGGGAUCACUCUAGUGAUCAUUGACAAGCCGGGUCACUGGCUGCAGGAUGACCACGGGCCGUACGCCCAUCUCCGAGAGGGAUUCAUUGCCACAAAUAUCGACGUGGAUGAGGGGUUCGUGGAUAGAAUUGUCAUGGCGGUCCGCAGCUACGACAAGCUCAUUGAUGGCAUAAUGACAGUGAGCGAUAGUCGCUUAAUCGGAGUGGCUCGAGCGUGUGAAAUCCUUGGAUAUCCUACAUCCCCAUCGUCGGCCUAUGUGCUGGCCGGAGAUAAGUAUCAAACUCGAAUGAUGGAGCCAGACACGCACGGGGCUUUCCGGGUCUUUGGGACGGAUGAACUGGAGAAAGUCCUUCGGUCUACCGAGGUGACGUAUCCUCUCAUCGUCAAGCCUUGCCUGGGAUGGGGAAGUCAGGCUGUCACCAAAGUGUCCACGGAAGUUGAGUUAUUUGAGGCGGUCGAGAAAGCUUGCGAGUGUCACGCAUUAGCUCCGCAGCAGCGGAGUGAUGCCGUUAUUGAGCCAUAUAUCGAUGGUCCAGAAGUCGAUGCCAACUUCGUUUUGCUAAAUGGCGAAGUGAUCUUCUGCGAGAUCAGUGAUGACUUCCCGAGCCCAGGCGAUAGGGACGCUGCACAAAGCCAUAACUUUGUUGAGACUAUGGUUCAUAUGCCCUCUGCCCUUCCACCGCAUGAGUUUGAGGCUGUCCGCGAUACAUUGCAUCAGAGUAUCCUUCGUCAGGGAUUCUCAACUGGUACAUUUCAUUGCGAAGCGCGGUUGCAGUAUUCGAGUCAUGAAUUUCGACAAGAUAACAACGGGUUUGAGGACUUAUACCCUCGGAGAGAUGCUACCAAUGAUGGAAAGAGUGUGCAAGUGUACCUCCUUGAAAUAAAUGCUCGCCCAGCUGGAUAUCUAGAGACUGUUGGAGUCAACUUAGUCUAUGGGGUGGAUUAUUUCGCCCAGCAAAUGCUCUUUUCCGUCAAUGAUGAGUUUCGAUACAGGGCUUUAUGCCACCCAUUUUCUGAUGGGCCUCGCUCCAGCCUCUCGAUACUCGUACUCCAAGAAGACGUUGCUGGGAUCAUGAAAACCGAAGAUGCUACAGCGGAGCUCCUGCGCCAGUACCCCGAACUGGAGCCACAUGUGCCGCUGUACGCGACAAUCAAGAAGAAGGGAGAUAGACUAGUUGGUCCAAAGUCAAGUGAGGUUCACUUCAUUGCGUGGAUGUUGGUCACAGCUCAGAAGAGGCGCGAGUGUCUGCGGUUGGUGGAGCAAAUACGAAGGAGUUUUCGCUAUGAAGUUGAAUAG